Aegilops tauschii subsp. strangulata is the source of this 900-nucleotide messenger RNA. Lineage: Eukaryota; Viridiplantae; Streptophyta; Magnoliopsida; Poales; Poaceae. The record is from RefSeq and is a predicted model, not a curated record.
AUGAGCCCGAGUGGUUGCGAAAUUGAUUGCGCAAAGAUUAUUUCGAGAGAGGAACAACAAAGGAGAGAAGAGGAAGGAGAAAGAAAGAGCUUUCACUUUCCAUCAUUGCUUCAAAGAGCUCAAGAUGAGGAGAAGUGGAAAACUAGAGAAGCUUUUUAUGCUUCGAAGAAGAAAAGUGUGGUGGUGGAGGAUGAAGAAGAUGGCCCGGGUGAGGAGAGAAGGAGCCCAACUCCUCACUCGGCGACUAAAUCAUAUAGGCCUGAUGGAACUAAGAAAGUGAAGGGAUCAAAGGUCGGAGAGAAUGACCUCAAGGAAGGAUUUGAUGCCAUUUUCAUGGCGAGGAAAGAGUACGCCAGAGAAAAAAUGUUGAAGCUCAAGGAAAUGGAGGAGAGGGGUGAAGCCGAGCGGCAGAGGGCAGCGGCCGAGCAGAAGAGGAAAGCGGUUGAGGAGAGGUUGGCGGCCAUCGAGGAGAGAAAGGUUGAACUAGAGGAGAGAAAGGCGGCGGCCGAGGAGAUGAAGAUGGUCGAGGAGAAGGCACUCAAGUUUAUGUUCAUGGAUGCAUCUACUCUUGAUCCCACGGCAAAGGCGUAUGUCGAACUUUGUCGCGAUAAAAUGCUCAUGAAGAAGCAAAUUCUCAUGAGAAGCAUGAUGAUAGGAGGAAUGGGAGGUUCCACGGAAGGAGGAAUGGGAGGUGCCAUGGGUGGAGGAAUGGGAGGUGGAAUGGGCGGUUAUAUGAACAUGAUCGGAGGUGCCAUGAAUGGUGGAUUUGGUGGAAACAUGGGAGGUGGCUUUGGUGGCAACAUGGAUGGUGACUUCGGUGGCAUGGGUGGUGGCUUUAGUGGCAACAUGGUCGGCAUGGGAGGUGGCUGUUUAUCGAGUGCGUCCUUGCCUCCGAGCUAG